Messenger RNA from Prorocentrum cordatum, 306 nucleotides. The record is from the annotation of a GenBank genome assembly. NCBI's taxonomy places the organism in Eukaryota, Dinophyceae, Prorocentrales, Prorocentraceae.
GCGUACUUCACGGCACCAGGACUGGCGGGAACCAGCCGCUUUCCGACGAGGACCAGAAGCGCCACGGCUCCAGCCAGCAGCGCUCCGACUGGGACCACCGCUUCUACUGGGACCAGAAGCGCACCCUCGCGGCUCAGCGAUGUUGCCAGGCAAAUCAGCAGCGCCACCGCUGGGCCUGGCAUCGCUCCAGUUGGAAACAGCAGCGCUUCGGCUUGAACCGGCAGCGCCCCGACCUGUGCCAGCAGCGCUGCAACUGGAACCAGCAGCGCUCUGACUGGGGCCAGCAUUUCUUCGGCGGGAACCACG